AUGCGCAUGAGUCCCGUCGCCCUCGGCCGCCAUGAUCCCCUGGGGAGUGUUCCUGGGUGGAGUUUUGGGCUGGCUCUGAUUAUAUUCUCAUUGAGCCAUGGACUUCCUGCUGCUGCUGCUGCUGCUGGAAGUCCGGCGCCGCUGAGCGUUACUCCAAGUACGAACUGGAUUGGAUACGAUGGCGCAUGGAGCUCGCUAUCCAUUCGGGUUGGAACACCAGCACAAUGGCUGGAGGUGAUACCGGAUACAGGCUCAUCAGAGACCUGGGUAAUUGGCCGCGAUGGAUGCGAUGCGACAAUGAGAUGUCGGAAAGAACGGGGUGGCCUGUUUCUCGCAAACGCUUCAUCCACCUGGGCGCCCGUCGGUCUCUAUGAACUGGGGAAUAAUCUUCAGCUGGGUGACUCUGGAUACGGCAACUACGGUUACGAUGCCAUCGGUUUAAACGACAGCGUCUCUGUUCCGGGUCAGGUUAUCAGCAUGAUCACGACGGCCAAAUGGUGGAUAGGCUCGUUGGGACUCGGCGUUACAGACACAAACUUCACAGACGAAAACAAAUUGCCCCUUCUGAGCAGCUUGGUACAGAAUGAGAGCGUCGUUCCCAGCCAUAGCUAUGGUUAUACAGCUGGCGCCUUUUACCAAAUGAAGGGCGUGCCGACGUCUCUCACCUUUGGAGGGUUUGAUAGAAGCCGAUUUACCCCCAAUAACGUCUCGUUUUUCUUAUCGCCGGACAAUUUACCUGCCGUCACUAUCAAGUCGAUCAAACUCGAAAUCGGUGUGACACCACCCAACUCGAACUCUCUGGGCGACGGCCUUACUGUCGACCUUGCAUCCGCUGGAACCUUUGUAAUCGACUCAUCUACACCGUUUUUGUGGUUUCCCGAGCAGAUUUGCGACUCUCUCGCCGGCAAGCUUGGUCUGGUUUAUAAUUCUACCCUUGACAUAUACACCUAUGGACCUAAUGCCACAACAUACGACACGAUUGUCAACUCAAACGUGUCCUUCAAGUUUACCAUUUCUGAUCUCCCAGACUCGCCCAAAUCUGUGGACAUUACUCUGCCGUUUUCUGCAUUUAAUCACAAACUUACCUACCCUUUCCCAGGCCUUGAUCGGAACCUGACCAGCGAGGGCCUCCGCUAUUUCCCACUUCGACGGACUAAUGACCCCAAGAAGCUUACUAUCGGAAGGGUCUUCCUUCAAGAAGCAUACCUAAUAGUCGACUACGAACGUCGCAACUUUUCCAUCUCCCAGGCCACAUUCAACCCAGACUCUGGGAUUAGCAUGGACCUUGUCGCCAUCACCCAGCCCCUGGACAGCCCUUUCCCUGGUCCCGCCGGCGAGAACGCCGCACGAAGCCUAUCUACUGCUGCUAUCGUUGGAGUUACUAUUGGCGUUUCCGUGGGAGUCAUCCUCAUAUCCUUGUGUGCUCUGUACUUUUUCCGGAGACAGAGGUCAAAGGAACGAUUAAUUAAUGAAAAGGAGGAACACGCGCCUAGGUUCACAUUCCCCUGGAAAUUCUGGCGCAGACCCCGUCCUACCACUCUGCCGGCAGAGUUAGUUGCAGAUCGGCAUCAUCCUGUCGAAGCCGACGACUCAGCGGUUCGUUACGAACUCCCGGCAUGCACUCCAGUCGAACUACCGGCUUCCGAGGUCUCGAGCCGCGGGUAUGGAGAUAUGCACAAGUCUGCAGAUAUAGAUAUGGAAGCGAAUGGACACGGUCACCAUCUGCCAUCGAGAAACGGCAUACAGUUCCAGCAUAUACCUCCUACCCCGUCAGACACGUAUAUCGUUAGCCCGGUGGGACCAUCUUCGACCCUCGGAACAUCAGAUCUAAAUAAUAGUCUCGGUAUUCCAUCCCCCAUCGCGACAUCCACAAACUCCACGGCUCUAUCACAUAGCCGGCCUGACUCAUCCCCCUCGCUACUCGCCUCCAACCGGACUCUAGAGGAAGCACAAACUGCGAGGACUGGGCCCAGCUCUCUUGAAAAUCCCCAGCUUCAGGAGGAACCAAACCAAAACCUCACGAGGAAGUUCAGCUGGGAGCAAUAA
Molecule: messenger RNA, 2046 nt
Organism: Arthroderma uncinatum
Lineage: Eukaryota; Fungi; Ascomycota; Eurotiomycetes; Onygenales; Arthrodermataceae
Exons: 5
Coding region: 1-2046 (681 amino acids)
Biological process (GO): proteolysis
Cellular component (GO): fungal-type vacuole
Molecular function (GO): aspartic-type endopeptidase activity
Source: RefSeq, a predicted model, not a curated record